AUGGUUUCUUAUAGUGGCCAUAUGAAGAACUGGAAAGAAAAUAUACCAUAUGGCCAAUUUAGAAGACUUUGGAUAAAUUGUACCUAUGUGGAAGAUUAUAAUAUAGAGGCCAAUAUAUUAAGGAAUAAACUCAUACAGAAAGGAUAUGAUGUCAGUCUAAUAGAUGAAGCAAAAAACAAAUGUCUUGACAUCCCAAGAACAGAAAUCAUACACUCUAAAAAAGUAAAAACUAAGAAUAAUGACUACAAUAGCCAAGCCAAGUUCAUAACCACAUACAGCGAAGUCGUUCAGUUUGGCUCAGUGCACCUUUGGAGUCAAGCAGAGCCAGUGUAUGACACAAAAUUCAUUAUGCUAGUAAUGACCACAUUUUAUUUCACUUCACAGUCUCCCAUGAGGAAUUCAGAAGUUUGCCAAAUUUUGUCACUGGUUAUUGCUGCACAGUUUCGCAAAUCAAACAGAAGAAUGACUGCUCUGUUAUAUUUCUCCAUCUUAAGUUAUGGUUUUUCAAUGUUUUCUGGAGUACACGGCUGGUCUUAUUUCUACUCUUCAGUCAACAUGACUUAUCAAGAGGCAAGAAAUUAUUGUAAAACUCAUUAUACAGAUUUGGUGGCAAUUCAAAACCAAGAGGAAAUUAAGUAUCUGAAUGAGAUUCUUCCUUUCAACCGUGCAUACUACUGGAUCGGCAUCCGUAAGAUCAACAACCAGUGGACUUGGGUGGGAACCAACAAAAUGCUUACCAAAGAAGCAAAAAACUGGGCCACUGGCGAACCCAACAACAAGAGGAAGGAUGAGGACUGUGUUGAGAUGUAUGUUGGAAGAAAAGCAGAUGCUGGAAAAUGGAAUGAUGAAUCCUGUAAUAACCGAAAAGUUGCUUUGUGUUACACAGCUGCGUGCAAUGCUACCUCUUGCAGUGGUCAUGGAGAAUGUAUUGAAACAAUAAAUAAUUAUACAUGCAAGUGUAAUGAAGGUUUUUAUGGAGAGAAGUGUGACAAAGUGAUAAAUUGUUAUAAUUUGAAAACUCCAGAUCAUGGAUCCAUGAGAUGCAGUGGCCCCUUUGGUGAAUCUUUGUAUAACUCCAGUUGUGAGUUUUCCUGUGAUGAAGGAUUUGAGCUUGUUGGGAAUAAUAAACUCCAGUGUAUGGGAAACUCUGAAUGGAAUGGUGUGGUACCACAGUGUACAGCUGUCAAGUGCCAAGCAAUAAAUAACAUUGACCAAGGAACAGUUACCUGCAGCCUUACUAAUGGGGACUUCACAUAUAAAUCAAGUUGUCAUUUCAAUUGUCCCGAAGGAUUUGCUUUGAUUGGAUCAGAAAGCGUCCAAUGCACAGCACAAGGAGAGUGGACAAAUGAAAUUCCUCACUGUGAAGUUAUUCAAUGUGAGCGUCCAGUUGAACCACAAUAUGGAUUAAUCAGCUGUUCUAAUGCAGAAGACAAUCUACCAGAAAACGCUACCUGCAAUUUUAGUUGUGUUAAAGGCUUUGCAUUGGUUGGGUCGCCCUCUCUACAUUGUAUUGCUCCUGGACAGUGGACAGAAGAAGCACCAAUAUGUAAAGCUGUGUCAUGCCCAGAUCUUACAAACCCUGAACAAGCUACGAUGGACUGCGAAGAUGAUUUUGGAAGAUUUAAAUAUAACUCAAAUUGCUCUUUCCAGUGCAAUGAAGGUUUUGUCUUAAUUGGAACUGAGUCACUGCAGUGUUCCUCAUCUGGGUCUUGGAGCGCCAUAGUACCUGAGUGUCAAGCUGUACAAUGUCCAUCUUUGAAAGCCCCAGAAAAUGGAUAUAUCGAUUGCCAAGGAAAAUCGUUUUACAACUCCAAAUGUUCCUUUACUUGUGCAGAAGGGUUCAAGUUAAUCGGAAGAUCAGAGCUCAACUGUGAAGCCUCUGGAGAGUGGACCUCUUCUGGGCCAACAUGUGAAGCUGUUCAGUGUCCAUCUUUAAAUGCCCCAGAAAAUGGACAUAUUGAGUGCCAGGGAAAAUCAUCUUACAACUCCAGGUGUUCUUUUACUUGUGCAGAAGGGUUCAAGUUAAUGGGUGCAUCAGAGCUCACUUGUGCGUCUUCUGGAGAGUGGACCUCUUCUACACCAACAUGUAAAGCUGUGCAAUGUGGAACUCUUCCUAUUCCAGACAUGGGCAUCAUGAAUUGUACUAAUGUUCUUGGAGACUUCAAAUUUGGCACUGUGUGUAAAUUUGAUUGCAAAAGUGAAUGGCUUCUAAAUGGAUCAAAUACUUUAGAGUGCAGCAGUGAUGGCAAAUGGAGCGCUACUAUUCCCACUUGCGAAGGUCCCCAAGUUCCUGAUGAUCCCACUUUGAAGAUUACUGUAGGAGCUGUAGCCACUGGUGCAUCUGUCUUGUCUACUGCUUCCUUACUAGCCUGGCUUGUUAAACGUCUUCGGAAAUCAGCAAAGAAAUUUACUCCUUCCAGUAGCUGCCAAUCCCUUGAAGAUGCUGGCAUUUACCAGAAUGCUGAAGACGUGUGAUUUUCCAUAUUAAGGGGAAAGAAGAAACGGAAUGUACGUGGUACUAACCAAUGUUAUAGCUCAUUGAUUGGUCUAUGACAUCAUCAAUACCAAACACUAUAGAACCCACAUCAAAAGAACAUUUUUUCGAGAUGUUGAAUAAAAUGACUUGGUUUGUUCUAUGAACUUCCACCAACAGAACUCCCGGGCACUAAAAGGGAUUUAGGAGAAAAGAAUAUAUGGAGAUACAGGGUGUACAAAUUACAUUUUUUUUAGAACAGUUUUCAGAAAGAAAUGUCAAAAUAAAUAAAUUAUUAUACUAACUCGGCUAAACUCCAUCUUAACUAUUGGAGAUACUGGAUGGACCUUUUAGUGAAUUUUGCCUAUCAAUGCAAUGGAUUUGUAGAAUACCAUUAGCCAAUUAGCUAAUGUGUUUUUUUUUUCAAUUCUUGUUUAACUUAUUAGUUUUAUAAACUAAUACAAAGUCAAACGACAACUGUGGUACCUGUUUAAAACAGACUGUAAAAUAGGUUUAUCCCAAUGGGAUUAAAUAUACAAAAGUAUUUAUCUUUGUUUUUACCAUCUAUUGUUCUGUGCAUAAUAAGUAUUAUGCUAUUUUUUGUGUCAAUAGUAUGUAUUUAUUUGUCAUUUUAUUUAUUUUUUGUUGCUGUCAUGUAUUGAUAGUGUUAGCGUUUGUCUAUCAUGGUGUAUGUUUAGAUAGCUUCAUUAAAUGCAUUUUUUAUUGCAGUUGUAUUUUAAAAAUAUGUAUUUAUUGCACUGUGUGUUAUUAUUGAGAUUUAAUUUAUUUAUGCUUAGCAAAAUGAGUUCAUGAAAUGCACAGCCUACAUAACACUUCAAAUAGUCAAAAUUAAACGUGUGUACAUGGCGUAAAGUAAUGGCACUUUAGUGAACCAAUACUAGAUGUGAAUUGUAGCUGUGCAAGUAAUGAUAAAAAAUAAAAAAAACAUUAGAAUAUCAUAAAUGUAAAUAUAUUUCUUGUUAUUUUUAUUUUGUAAUUAUUAUUGUAUUAUUUAUUUGAUAAUUAUUUGUUUUUUAUUUAUAUUGUACACUUGUGAAAAUAUUGUAUUUAAUAAAUUGUUGUUUAUGGAUA
Molecule: messenger RNA, 3565 nt
Organism: Bombina bombina (fire-bellied toad)
Lineage: Eukaryota; Metazoa; Chordata; Amphibia; Anura; Bombinatoridae
Product: E-selectin-like
Exons: 16
Coding region: 1-2475 (824 amino acids)
Biological process (GO): response to cytokine; heterophilic cell-cell adhesion; leukocyte tethering or rolling
Cellular component (GO): membrane; external side of plasma membrane
Molecular function (GO): sialic acid binding; oligosaccharide binding
Source: RefSeq, a predicted model, not a curated record